AGAAGAUUUUGUACACUGAGGACGUCUACUGCCCCCUUGAUUGAAAGAAGAAGGCUGCCUUUCUUUACUUCUUGGAAUUCCUCUGGCUUGCGCUAGCAACAAAGGACCCCUGAUCGAGACCCUAGUACCCUAUGUCGGGUGCAGCUCCAGGUCGUUUGCCCUAUUUUGUUUUACAAUGUUUGACUGUGUGACUCUGUGAGAGAUCCCUAUAAUAGGCUAUAUCACUACUGUACUAUUUCUCCGACUCAGUCCUUCUUCCGUACUAACCCGGAGUCUCAUUCUGGCCGAUACGAAUACGACUACAAUGUAAUUUCAUACAGUAACUAGCAGUGUGUCAUUAUGGAUCGGGGAAAGAAAAGGAAACGGCCAGUCAAUGGAUGGGAGGAGCAGGGUGGAUAUAUGAAUGCAAAGAUUCAGAAACUCCAGCAGCAGUAUGACAAGGGUGAACACUUGCAAGUCAAUGAUGCAGUGCAGAGUGACAUGUUUGCUGGUGUUAUCAUCCACGUCAACGGCUAUACUGACCCAUCAUCUGAUGAGCUGAAGAGGUUGAUUCACAUGCACGGUGGCGGUUAUCAACAUUAUUACCGAAAGACCAGAGUUACACACGUCAUUGCAACCAACCUGACGGACACCAAGAUCAAGGCACUGAAAGGUGAAUUGAUUGUCCUGCCAGAUUGGAUCACGGAAAGCAUUGACGCUGGAAAGCGCCUGGACGUGAAGCCCUACUUGCUGUACGAUCAGCCGAUAACACAGAGGACAAUCAGCUUUCCUCAGGCUGUGAGUCCAAGGCAACAGCUGUCAACUGGGAGCAAGAUACGGGCAUCCACUGUGACUGAUAGUGACAGUGUCGGUGCUUGUGAGACAAUCACAAGUGAGAAACUAAACGAUCUUGCAAGCAGCUCUGCUCUUACUGAAGAGGAUAUUGAUUUGGACAGUUUGGAGGAGACUGGUGCUAGUGGUGGAGGAGAUGGUGCUGCUGAUGAUCUUCCCAUGGAUGAUGGUUGGGAUGAAGAUGCUAGUGAUGGUGAGGCACAAGACAUUGGAAAUUCUGAUGGGUAUCUGCUUUCUAAUCAGCCCGAUCAUUCGUCUGGGGAGGCUGCCUCGCAAGACAAAUCUCAGCAGACGUGCCCAAAACUCUCCGACGGUAUGGGGCACGAGCAGCUUGCAAAGACUUCGACUCACCCGGCUCUAAAAGCGGGAGAAAGGGGCUUUGUUGCUGAGUUUUACGGACAUUCUCGUCUGCAUCACUUGUCAACAUGGGGUGCAGAGCUGCGCAAGUUCACCUCCAUGCUAUCAAACAAACCAGCGUCACGAGGACUAGAGUGGAGAAAGCAGCAUCCAGCCACGGGAAGUCGUUCUCGCCAGAGAACCGUAAUGCAUGUCGACAUGGACUGCUUUUUCGUGGCGAUUUCCUUACGCAACUUUCCACAGCAUGUUGGAAAGCCGGUUGCCGUUACUCACGGGUCCAUUCCCAAGGGUUCGGCAAGUAACGCAGUAGACAGUCAACAAUCAUCUGCAGGUGGUUCUGCUGGUGAACUUGAACACCCUGCUGUGAUCGCCACCAUUGGAGAAUCAUCACUUGCCAGCAACUCAACGACUGCGGAUCUCUGUGAUCGUCAGCCAAUUGCUUCUACAUCAACCAGUACUGCUGCGCAUGUGCCUUCUUCUACAUCAGCAUCAAGAAGAGUAUCAGCGCCAGCUGCAGCACGUGACGGAGGGGCAUUUUCAAUGCCCGGCCCCGGAUCGAGCGCAGACAUUGCGUCCUGCAGCUAUGAAGCACGUGCCCGCGGUGUAAAGAACGGCAUGUGGCUGACGCGUGCCGUGGAGCUGUGUCCUGACCUGGUCACUGUGCCGUACGACUUUGCAGCGUAUCGUGUAGCAUCACAGUCCCUUUAUCAGGUCCUCACCAGCUUCAGUCGCACUAUAGAAGCUGUUAGUUGUGACGAAGCCUUUAUCGACGUGUCCAGUCUGGUGCAUACCGAUGAAGAAGCCAAACUCCUAGCGGAGGACAUCAGGAAAGCUAUCCUGGAUGCUACUGGUGUCAUGGCGUCAGCUGGCAUAGCAAGCAAUGUGCUACUGGCCCGCAUGGCUACUCGCCUUGGCAAGCCCAACGGCCAGUACUUGGUAACUGAGCCUGAAGUGCUGGAGUUCAUCGGCAAACAGGACGUGGGCAAGCUCCCUGGUGUUGGCCAUGCUACAACCCGUCAGCUUGCUUCAAUGGGCGUUGAGACAUGCCUUGAUCUCCGCAAGCUGUCGUUGUCGGUCCUGAAGGAACAAUUUGGUCCCAAGACGGGACUGCUGCUGUGGGAUCAUGCUCGUGGCAAGGAUGACAGGGAGUUGCGGGUGACACGAGAGCGAAAAUCAAUCUCAGCUGAAAUCAACUAUGGCAUGAGAUUUAAACAGAAAAGUGAUGUGGAGAAGUUUGUGAUGGAGCUUUCGAAUGAAUUGGAGCAGCGCAUGGCCUCAUGCCAAAUGAAAGGCCAGCACUUGUGCCUGAAGAUGAAGGUUCGGAAGCCCACCGCUCCCAAGGAGAGUAGGAAGCACAUGGGACAUGGCCUCUGUGAUAAUUUGACCAAGUCUAUGUCAUUGCCAUCGGCUGUGUCGGACUCCGCUGCCAUUCGUCGCUUUGUGUGGACGCUGAUUGAGCAGCUGAAGGUUGACUACUGUGACAUCAGAGGGAUGGGAAUACAGAUGCAGAAGCUUGUUUCAACUGAGAAAGUCGCCAAGUCUGCCACCGCUCCUAUCCGUGCUUUCUUCUCUUCAACGACGUCGAAAACCUUGCAAACUGCUGCCAGCGCCAGUAGUGUUCGAUUACCUAUGGCGUCACAUGUGGCGGCAGCCACUACGCGUGUAUCUCCUGAGAGCAUAAGGUCAAAGUCACUCCGGCAAACACCAUCCUCUGUUCCUGCACAUGCUGCUGCUGCUGCCACUGCUACUGCUGUCACCCCCACUGCUGCUGCCACUAGUACGUUGACAGGAGAAUUUGCAGAUUCCACUGAGGAAAGAGUUGGCCACACACCUAUUUCAUCUGCUGGUAGACAUGUUCCGGAGGCAGCCAUGCCUUUUGUAGUCACUCCAACUCAACCGCCACUGCCAUUCCUCCCGACACAGUCAGCAUAUAGAUCUGGCUGCCUGCCACGUGCUGCACACUCGAAGUCGAGCGCUGCUUCGUUUGCAGACAAGAUCUCCGCAGUUGUGCCUAGGAAUUCAUCGGCAUCAUCAACAUCCGUGGUGGAGAUCAAAGAUGAUUCUGAUCUUGCGCUGUCCGCAGCUAGUGGCUCAACGGCCACUGGCCAAUCCGACCUUGCAUUGCCUGCACACGAAGAUCUGGAUGAGUCAGUCCUGGCUGCUCUACCUGAUAGCAUUCGUCGGGAUAUUGAACUCGCAUACAAGCAACAACGGGGUAGUGCUUCUAAUGCCACUGCAGCAAGUGUGCAGGCUGAAAAACUUUCCCACAGUGACCUCUUCCCCACGACAUCUCAGUUAGAUCGAAAUGUCUUAGCUGCACUGCCCCCUGCACUACGUGCCGAAGUCAUGUAUGAUCAAAGAAACUACCGCAGACAGCAAGCCAGCACACGAGACCAGCAUCAUCACCAACAACAGCCACAACUACCCAAGUCAAGAGUGCAACAGAAGCCAAAAUCUAUUCCACAACAGCCUGCUGUGGAUCCUAAACAGACCACUAUCCCCACUGCUCCUUCAACAAGAAGCAAGUAUCAUAUUGAGUCGACGGCGGAAAGGCAGAUGCACCUAUUUGCAGAACCGGUAUCGACGGAAUCCUGCAGCACCUCAAAGACGUAUACACUGGUUGCAGAGCUGAAGGGUGAAUGUGAACUGCCAAAAGUGAAACGAAUCCUCAAGGAAUGGGUGCACUCCACUAAUGAGCCCGAAGCUGCAGAUGGUCUGGUACUUGCAAGGUACCUAGCAAAGCUGAUGGUAAAGUACAAUCUGCAGCAGGCCUGGCUUCUCCUGCAAGCUCUCCAAAGACUUGUUGAGGAUCUGCCAGCAUGGUACUUAGUCUUCAAUGCCAUUCUGUCACACUGCCAAGCCCAGGCUGAGCUAAAGUGGAACAGCAGAUUGCCGAUGAAGCCGUUCGGUGGCCAUGUGAAAUGAUGAAACGUUUGCGUACUCCGCGAAUAGCGUUGACGGUGUACUUGUGCAUAGUGCUUCCUCUCUUCGCUCUCUCGUUUCCAUGCUGUGUUUCUAUCGCGCUGAGUUGUCUCCUCCACUGCAGUUUCUAAUGUAUAAUGCAACCUGGAACUGCCACGUUGCCAUGAACACUUGUACAGAUGUGCAUGUGCUUCAAGUGCUUGUACAUGAUCGCUGAACUGCUGCACUUCUUACGCUUUUGAACGGUGAGUUGAGAGUUCUCUCAUUCCUUUGAUUUUUGUUUGCAAUUUGGGUAUCACUUUUCAUGUUGACCUUUUCCGAAGUAUGUUUGCUGCCCUUUCUCUAUUGGGUGUGGUAGUCAUCUUGACGCAGCUACCACGCUGUUGAUGCAUAAACGAACAGUCACGCUGGCUUACUUUUUAGUAUAUACUGCAGGCCGGUAAAUUCUGCAUUAUUUUUUAGCUUGGACCAGAAUCAACUCUGAUCGUUUUCGUGGUCAAAGAUGUUGCAUGCGUGCAUUCGUGUGUUUGACGUGUGAUAAGUGGCA
Messenger RNA from Sycon ciliatum, 4657 nucleotides. Its product is annotated as DNA repair protein REV1-like. Lineage: Eukaryota; Metazoa; Porifera; Calcarea; Leucosolenida; Sycettidae. Gene Ontology annotation, cellular component: nucleus. The coding region runs from base 340 to 4113 and encodes 1257 amino acids. Gene Ontology annotation, molecular function: DNA-directed DNA polymerase activity; deoxycytidyl transferase activity; damaged DNA binding. Gene Ontology annotation, biological process: error-free translesion synthesis; error-prone translesion synthesis. The transcript has 19 exons. The record is from RefSeq and is a predicted model, not a curated record.